Ectocarpus siliculosus is the source of this 8295-nucleotide messenger RNA. Lineage: Eukaryota; Phaeophyceae; Ectocarpales; Ectocarpaceae. The record is from the annotation of a GenBank genome assembly.
AUGCUGCUGUGCGUCACACAGGACGACCUCUCCCGCGCUGUCAAGGAAGCCGUGAGCGACUACGUCGAACUCCGGGGUCUGAACGGCCUUUGCCCCGACGUACGAAAAUGGAGCUCCCCCCCAGCCCCCGCCGCUUUUCUCGAUGCCGGUCUUCCGAAAACCGGAGGAACCGGGUCUCUUCCUCGCGGACUCUUGCCAUCUGUCAGUUCUAGCACCGUGGUAGGGGCACCAGGAGAAUUUCGGGGACAUUCUUCAGAAGGCAAGAACCAGGUAAAGCACUCCGGCACCAGCUCUGGCACAAGUGUGGAAAAUGUCGUCAGCUUCGCCGACGACGGUAGCACUCAUGUUCACGACGGCAACAGGCGGUUGAGUUCGGGCUCACGGCACGGGGUCCGGAGAAGGAGCAGCUUGGACAGCGUCGCCAGCAGCAUCCCUCAACCGUCUUGGGAGGCCGAGGGGCCAGAUGGCUUCGUCAGCCAGGUCCUCUCCUUCGACACGUUGCCAGCGGCAAGCACACCGGCGACGAACAGGAUAGUGGAUGAAGGCGGGGAAAGUACGACAACCUCCAGGCUGUUCACGGGCAACAGCAGUGGCGCGAAGGGUUUGAUGGCCUCUCAGUCUACCCCGGAACUGGGCGGAAAUUCGAUGGCAAGCCUGCUGGCGGGAGACAUCACCGCGGUGGAUGCGAAGCAACUUCUUCGCUGUUUGAGGCAACAAACCAAGACGGCGCGCCACCGCAGACAUGUCGCCAACAAGAGCACCACCAGCACCACCACCAACGCACGUAGCGGGGCUCGAACAUCUCGUCCCAGCUUCAUGGAAAAACGGGGCGGUAAGGGACCAGCACAAUCACCUCCACGUACCGGGGUGGGGUUAACGUUCCCCCCAUUCUCCCCUUCCGACGCCUGGGACGAUACCGGCCUGUUCACCGUGGCGCCGCGGCCCAAGACGGUUCCUUCGCGUAUCCCGUCAAGAAUCCACCACGACCGACAGCACCAGAGGCCCACCCUCGCAAGUCACACUCUCGCGAGCCCCGUGUUUGCGAGCAGGACCUCCGACCCCCCCUCCUUCGCAGUGGCGAUGCCCCCGGGUUCGAAUGGAAGGAGCGUGGACGGCUCUGCUGUUGUUGGCACCAUGCUGCCGAGCGAGUUGUGGCAAAAGGGCCAAGAUAUUGGAUUGAGGCGGUCUGGAUCUUCUUCUGACGGUUUCGGGUUGUGGCCGAAACGGCGAAGAAAGGUUGGCGGCGGGGCAGGAGAUGCCGCGGUGGAGUUCUUGGAUGUUAGGGAGGCGGCACUAGUAGGCGUGGCCGAAUCGUUGGCGAGAAGGGCCCUCCCCUGGCAAGCUCAGCUUUGUCCCAGAGCGCUCCAGGAUCUCGAGAUUGCCAGGGUGAAGAUCUUUCAUGCUUCCGAAAAGAAGCGGCAGACGAUGCAUAAGGCUCGGCAAGACGAGAUCUUCAGGGGACAGCUUCUAGGGGAGGAACGAUCCUGGGAACUGUUUGGUAGUGCACAGGGCAGCCUGUUCGAGAGUUUUCUUGACAAGAUCGCUGACUACGUGAAAGUGCGCGAAAGCAACCACGCCGCGUAUGUGGCCGCUCAGGCCCUGAUGAGGACCGCUCGGGUGCAGCGUGUGGAGGGACUCGGUCGUCACAGCAUCGACGUGCUCGAGCAAGGGGAAGCAGACAGCGCCUGGCUCUUCAGGCGUACCACCCAGGUGGACUUGCUGUGGGAUGCGUCAGCAUGCGUCGCUACGAAGGAGCGGGAAGAGCAGCGGGCGAACGCCGUCCUAGAGGCCUGGAGAAAAGGUCACUUGGCGGCCACGUCUCAGCUGGACGCUUCGGUUUGGUUGGAGGCGGUCGGGGCCAGGGCCUUGGCGUCGGAGGAGAGCGCAAGGUGGAAGAGAGGAGUGCCGGAGAUGGUUGAGGAAGAUGGGCGGCGGGCGGAAGCGGAUCGAGCCAGCGAAAGAGGGCGAAGCUCGGACAGGUAUUCUAGCAUGCUGCAGAGGGCGUGUGAGUCGGACCGGGAUGAGAGGGGUGCCUCCCAAGAGGCGUGGAACUUGCAGGGGUGGCUCUCGGUGGGAUCACACAAGCUCGUUCAGCAGACAUUGCGGGCUCUUGUUCGUGGGUGCAGCCACCCAUAUGCGGUCCGCGACGUGCUGUGGGAAGCUCGCAACGCCGCCGAGUUCGCGGCGGCAGCGAGAGCGGCUGCCGCUUCCCAGCUUGCCGACGACUCCCGAGGGUUCUGCGACGCUCGCCGCGGUCGGAAGGCCAUGGUCAGGCAGCACAAGCAAGACAUCCUCCUCGCGGAGGAGAGACGAUCUAGCGCAGAGGACGCGGAGCGAAGCCGAGCAGGUCAGGACACUAUCGAAACCUUCCUGAGUUCGUCGGUAACGGCCAAGAGGAACGGUAUAUUCGCACAGGUUCAGGAGGAGAGGACUGGCAUGCUAGCCGCAAGAGAGGCAGAUGUCGAGCGUUGCGAUCUGUUUCGAAAGGAGAUGUUGGGUGUGCAACACGAGGUAGACGAGGAGGCCAAGAGAGUGGCCGCCUCGCUGAGGGAGUGGAGGGAAGAGCAAGAACAGCAAAUCAAGGCAGAGGUAUCCUUCGCAGUAUCUUCCCUCGCGGAGGAAAAGGCGAGAGCGGCCGACCGAGAAGCCCUGCUCCGAGAAAUGCUGCUCACGGAGAGAGACAAGGAGGACAGGUUGCUCGAAGCCUGGCUCCUACGUCAAGAGCGCGAAGGCUGCGCCGCUGUCGAUUCGCAACUCUUGGACGCUCGCAAACAGCUGACAGAGGACAGGGAGCGAUGGGUUAACGCUAUUGUCGCCUCGAUGUCCGAAACUGCCGGAAAUGACGCGGCGUUUUUCCGGAGUCUGCACGCUUGGGGAAGAAAUGGGACCUCUUGCGACACUAUCGCCUCCGGCCGCACGGCGCCCGAGCGAACGCUUGCUGGGGGAGGUCUUCGUCACGAUUCUCGGCAAAUAAUGUCGGCGGCCGGAGAACCCGGAGCUGGCAAGGGACACACCCAGGAAAUAAGCGAGAGCAGUGGCUUGUUGUCGUCGACAACAGUGGAGGUCCAGGCCUGCCGCCAAGACUCCAGCCUUAUCGGGGAUGAACUCGAGGCGGCAUCGUUGACGGCGCAAGGGGAGGAGCAACACCGGAGCCGGUUGGAAUUCGAUGCAGCCGUAGCAACAACGACGGCAGAUACCCCGUCAUGUGGCGUCAGCAACGAAGACAACGACAACAGUGGUAGCCACGACCACAUACCCAUCCUUCAAGCUACCGUCGCGAUUGAAAAAGAAACUCUCGCCGCCCGCAAGAGGUCGGACCACCUGGAAUCUCUGGCCGUCCUGGCCCGCCAGGGGAUGUUGGCGCACUGGAAGGCGUUUUUCCGCGACGGGGUCGAGCGCACGAGAAUGGCGGCAGCGGCGGGGGACAUAACUGCCGAGCGAUGGGCUCAGCGGCAGCGGCAAGCAAUCGAGGUUUCGAGAGCCUCUUGGCGAAGCAGGGAGUGGACAUCGGGCAGCUCGACAGGUGACAGUGGUGUUGAUGGCGGCGAUGGGCAUGUGUCUGGACCAGAGGGAAGAGUUGCAGAAGGCGACGGCGGCGGCUGCAGCACCGGAACACAGGACAGUACUAAAGUUGAAGGCCAUCAACCCAACAAAGACGGGGAACGGUCAACGGCGACUAGGCUUGGCGAGGAUGCAGCACAGUCGCCUGAAGAGGACCAUGAGGGCGGUGAUGGUGGUAAUCCGUGCGUUAUUGUCGUGAGAGACGUCGGGGGGUCCAGCAGCAUCAACGAGGAAGCCAUUUCGUCAGAAUCAGGAAUAUCAACACCGACAGCAGCAGCACCGGCAGCACCAGCAGCACCAGCAACAACAACAGACAAAAUCGUUGUGUUUGUUGGCAGGGCGAUGGCGUUCCAUAUGUCCACCGUGCUGGAGCGCCGAAUGGAUCACUUCCACGACACUAACCACCGGCGCUGCUCGAGCGUAUCCUUGCCGCCGCAACAAGGGCAGCCGGGACAAAGGCCUAGCGGUGCCGUGAGCAGCAUCGACAUCGACGCCCUCGAUCCGGAUGGCGUUGUGGAGCAAUCCAGAGAGGCUGGGUGGCUGAAGGCCCUGGAACAUCUUGCCGAGCACAACACGGUACUUGACUUGGGAGAAGUCGGAGCCACCUUCGGGGUCCUACCCGGAGGAGCAGCGGUGCUGUGUCUAGCCCACGACUGCCUUGUCGAGGGCCCGGGCGAGACAGAGGGCUUCGUGCGGAUGGAUGUUCUUCUCUCCGCCACAUCGUCUUUCAUCGCGCUACGCCGGAGCAUUCGCGCGACGGCGGCAGCGACUAAGACGCCCAUGACACUUCGAUGCGAACCCAACACAGCACCCGUAGCAGGGGACGACGGUAGAGGUGGUAACACGCUGGAUGCUGACCCAGCAGUGCGAGGGGGCGAGGGGAAGGCCAUAGCCGUGGAUUCCGGUGAGCCGCUAGAGAUGCAGCCAGCGCCCGGUAUAGCGCCUCCCUCGCCUCUGCUAAUUUCGGGAUCGGAGACAGUGACGAGUAACGCUGCGCCGAUGACAAUGACACCCACGAUGAUGUCCACGGUAGUGGCGGCCGUCGCGGAGACGGAAGUUGCGGCGGAACUUGACGUGUACGGGGACGCGCUCUCCGCCAAUCUCGCCAGAGUCUGGCUGCACCCGUCCUCGCCUCCCUUCCUUGAUGAUGGUGGUGGUACCAUGAGCGACAACGCUGCUGGCGCAUCCCAACCAAGGUCUCAGGCUCACGGGUCUUGGUCCCAGUUCCAGACUUGGCGUAUCCGGCGGGAGGUGGAGAAGCACUCGGCGGUGCUGUCCCCGCAGAGCGUGUGCGCGCUGACGGCCCUUCUCUCGGCUAAGGGGAAAGCAUGGGCGGACCAUAGCGCCACCAUCAACCAGAAAGUCAACACUGACGACGACGUUUGUGGUGGUGGUGAUGAUUGCCGCAACGGGGAUGGCGGGGGUCCCCGCGGUGAGGACUCAUCCCCUGUGGGAGACCCCACCGCCUGGAAGCUGGCCCUCUCUCGCGCCUUGCUCGUCGUGCGCACGGCAUCGCUGGAACACCUGGCCCUGUGGGCUGACGCAUGCGACCCCGGCAAGGUGGAAUCUGCGUGCGCCGUGGACGUGUCGAGGGCUGUAAUGACGCCAGAAACGAGGGGGGUGCCUGCACCAGGCAUGGGUAGCGGUGGUGCGGAGGCCCCCGCGACGGCGGCGGGUGACGGCGAUGAGAAGGCGGUGGACGGUGGCGGCGGGACCGACGCAGCUUGGGCGGCAUUGCACAGGGCGUCCGGUCUCGGGCUCUCCCCGCUCAUGAUGCUGGCCACCACCCUGUUCGAGGAUGAUGGCUCGACGGGAGCAUCGCAGCUGUUCCUUGGUGGCCGUGACGGUGCUGCCCGGAAGACUAGUGCUGACAGCAGCGGCGACGCUCACGACGGCGGACACGGUUCCACCGAGCCUGGUAGCGUCGCAAACUUGACGACUAUCAUGUCACGGUCAGUGCUACGGCUAGUUUCGCGAAACUCCCUUGAUAACGUGUACCGAUGUCUUUCCCGACACAACGCCAGCCGAGGAGAAGAGGAAUUGUCAUCAUCAUCAUCAGCAGCAGCAACAGCAGGAGGGGAAGGAGGGGCAGAGGCAUCAACCACACAAAAGGUCGGGACCAACCCCGAGAACAGCAGUGAAAAUCGGCGUAAACUGGAAAGCAGCUGCGAUCUCGAAACUGAGGAGAACCCCGAAGUUUUAUCCGACUUUCCCGGGCAUCCGUCCAUCGGAGAUCUUUCGAAACUUGACUCGGAGACACUAAGGGGCGGGGCGGAGGGCAUACUGGCGGCGCUGGAUGCGAGGGGUACGGGCUGGCUGCCACCUGCUGUGCUUGCCGUGGCUCUGCAGAGUGGAGAGGCAGGUUUUCGGCUAGAGCCCGGCCAGGCGGAUGUGGUGCUUCGACUAUCCGGUUGCUGGCCAGCUACAAGCUGCCCAGAGAAACUCCGACGCAGUGACCAACAGCAAGUUCCCGCUGCUGCAGUGAGAGAGGAACAAGACCUGGAAAUGGCAAACGGGGGCGAGUAUUCCUAUCUUGGCUACCCCCCACGAACUCAAACGGUACGCUACCGACCGCUGCUAGACCAACUCCCCGGGCUGCUUCGACUCGUGCAGGCGGCUCAUCGCCUGGGGAAAGCAGCAACGUCGCCUUCAACAUUCAAGCCUUCUACGACGAUUCUUGGAGCGUACAUGAGGCUCAAGCUGCGGUCUUCUCUCCUAGAAGCGCCCCGGCUCGAGACCAUGCAACAGCUGGCCGACCAUGCCCGGGAGCGCACCUCAAGGGAGAGAAACGCCCGAGAGAUCGAGAACACCCGCCGUACGGAGGUCCGGAGAACGUUCACCUAUGCCACCAAGAACAGGGUUGAGGUGGCGAGCGGUACGGGGACGCUGAUGGUGAACAUGGAGAGGGCGAGAGCCGCCGCCACGGACGAGCUGUUUGCUGCGUUGGGUCUGGCCACGGAGCAGGCCCGGCAAAGGUUGAUAGAUGCCGUAGAACAGCUGAACACAGUGAUGACGGAAGCGGAAGAGGAGCUCCUGAGAGACGAGUCGUUCAUGAAGGAGGAAGAUAGAAAGGCUCUUGAGGAGCGGGAUCAAGAGCCCGAGUGGUGGGGAGAAUCGCUGACGAAAGAAGCGGAGGAAUCGUACAGGCAGGAGGUGGCAUUUGCAGAAACAGGACAAAGACUCGAGACUGUCAUGGCAGAGUUCGAGGAGCGACGGAUGGCAUCCAGAGAGGUGAUUGGCGCUACGAACCGCGACACGAACAGGACGUCUCCGUCGUCAUCCUCCCUGUCGUCGUCGACUUCGUCCCUUCAGUUUCAAUCGGAGAAGAAGGAGCAAGCAGACUUCGCGGAAUCCGUCCAGUUGCGUCAUCGCGGCAUUAACUUAUGUCGGGAAAAUUUGGCCUGGCUCGGUGAUGCUACCCACCACUUGGAAGCCGAAUGCGUCGACCUCUGUGAACGUGCAGCGGCGUUGCCGGAAAGGAUGGAGAAGCGUCUUUCCUCGGUGCUAAACACAGCUCACGCCAAGGGGGUCGAGGCGAGGUCCGUGGUUGUCCGGCGGCUUCACGCAGGAUCCAAGUCUUGGGGAGACGAGCUAGUGCAAAGGAAGCAAAGGUGGAGACAUCUUCGAGCAUCGCGGAGGACAAGCUUCGAGCACACCCGUGCAACGAUAGAAUCCCAGAGAGAACGGUUGGGACGCCUGGGUCCCGUGGCCUCAGCAGCCCGCAGCGUAGUCCUCGCGCAGGCAUUGCACAUGGCCCAUGAGCCUGUAAACCGGUUCCCACAAAUCGCUGGAAAGGGACCAUUGGCCGUGGAAGCCUCCGAAGCCGUUGCCGUUGCCGCUGCCGCCCUCAAUCAGACCCACGAUGCCGUCCGGUCUAUCGUUGCGGAGGCAAGCGGGGGCGACGCGGCUGGAGCCGGCUUACGCCGAGGAGGGGGGCAGCCGCUACGGACGGAUGGCGAAGAAGAAAAAGCUCGAGUUGGCAGCGAUGGGGAGGGGGGUUCCCUCAACAAGGACGACGGAAGGCGUGGUGUUGGGAGCGGAGGACCGGAGUCUGCUGUGCAGUCGUCGGAGAACGAGGGGGGCGGGGGCGAGGCCAAGGAGAGUGGCGGAGGCGGGGAUGGAGAAGGGGCGGCUAAACGGUUGUUAGCGACGGAGGCAGAGGACGCAGCGGCGAGAGUAUCGGCUUGCCAGACGGUCAUAGGGGAGUGGUGGGAGAGGCAGGCAAGGGCCGUGGCGGAGGGGAUGCGACAGCGCGAGGAAGAGGCUGUAGAACGCAGGACGAGAAGAGAAGUCGAGCAUCUUCUGUCGGAAUCCGUCAUUGCGGACAUCGAAGCCCGGGAAGAGGCCGAAGCCCACGGCAGAAAGACGCUGGCCUUGGUGCUAUCUGAGGCGAAGCGAAUCGCCAAUCAGUUCGUAGACGCACUCAAGUCGGCCGACGCGCGCAUCAACGACGCGGCCGCGAACUCCAAGAUGGCCGUAGAGGAAGAGAGCGAGGUUCUGUCUCUCGAGGCUCAGUCGCUGGCUGCCAGGGUGUCGGCCACGCUCCAAAGGGGUCUAAACGCGGCCACUGAAGAUCUCGCCGCUGCGCAGCAGCACCGAAAGAAUCGCAAAAAUAAAAAGCUUCUUACUCGUUCUCCGUCCCGUGGCGGAGAGAAGCCUUCGGAUACCCGGAUAACGCACAAAGACCAGUCCUCCGAGAGGGAACAAGAGGACGCUGCAGCUUGGAAGAGAUGA